Molecule: messenger RNA, 4690 nt
Organism: Ailuropoda melanoleuca (giant panda)
Lineage: Eukaryota; Metazoa; Chordata; Mammalia; Carnivora; Ursidae
Gene: ENTREP2
Product: endosomal transmembrane epsin interactor 2
Exons: 11
Cellular component (GO): membrane
Source: RefSeq, a predicted model, not a curated record
GCGCUGCCCCGCAGCCUGUCCCGCCUGCGCGAGUGCCCGGGCCGCUCCCGCAUCGUGCUGGCGCUCGGGGCCACGCAGAUGGCGCUCGGAUGCCUCAUCGUGGCCGUCAGCUUCGCCGCGCUGGCGCUCACCACCUCGGCCCGCGUCCGCCACUCCUGCCCCUUCUGGGCCGGCUUCUCGGUGCUGCUCUCAGGACUCAUCGGUGUCGUGUCCUGGAAGAGGCCCCUCUCGCUUGUGAUAACCUUUUUCAUGCUGCUCUCUGCAGUGUGCGUAAUGCUGAAUUUGGCUGGUUCAAUUCUCUCCUGUCAGAAUGCUCAGCUAGUCAACUCCCUAGAAGGCUGUCAGUUGAUUAAGUUUGACAGUGUCGAGGUGUGUGUCUGCUGCGAAAGGCAGCACCAGUCGUCGGGCUGCAGCAACCUUGGGGAGACGCUGAAGCUGAACCCGCUGCGGGAGGAUUGCAACGCUGUGCGGCUCACGUUGAAGGAUCUCCUCUUCAGUGUGUGUGCCCUCAAUGUCGUCUCCACCAUCGUGUGCGCGUUGGCCACAGCCAUGUGCUGCAUGCAGAUGGUCUCUUCCGACGUCCUGCAGAUGUUCCUUCCACAAAGGGUACAUUCCACCAGCCCAGCCUGCGUGACCCCCCAUGGCACCGUGCUCCACCAGACCUUGGAUUUCGAUGAGUUCAUUCCCCCCCUCCCACCUCCACCUUAUUACCCACCAGAGUACACCUGCACGCCCACAACCGAGGCCCACAGGGGUCUCCACUUGGACUUUGCUCCCUCUCCAUUCAGCACUUUGUAUGAUGUUGCCAUCAACAGUCCUGGCCUGCUCUACCCCGCUGAGCUCCCCCCGCCCUACGAGGCCGUGGUAGGCCCAACCACCACCAGCCAGCUUACGAGUGUGGAUCCGCAGACGACCGAGUCCAGCCCUGGGGACCCAGACACCACGGCUGGCUUCAGCACACAAGAGCCCACAGGUAGCUCGAGCCUCCUGGCAUCUGAGGGCGCCACUGCACAAGGCCUGAGCCCCGAAGGCCCUGCGGGUGCCUCCCAGCCCCUGCCACCUGGCCUCGAGUCCCUGGAGGGCCCUAACCAGGGCACUUGGGUGGUGCCAGGUCCCAGCCGUGUGGCCCGCUCCACCAGCGACCCCACUUCAUGCUCCUCCGGUGUGGCAGGCAGUGCCUCUUCACACACCCCGUCCUGCAGCCGGGACCUGGAAGCAGGACUGUCCAGGGCUGCUUCGGGGACCGUUUCCCGAGCUCACUCUGUCACGGCUGCCUGUGCGGGUCGGCACCCGCUCUCUCUGGCUGGGCCGCCAGAUGCUUGGAAAACCGACCCACGGGUAAAGCCAGAGGCCUUACCAACAGUCUUCAAGGAGCGGCCGCACUCUUUAGUGGACAGCAAGGCCCACGCAGACGCCAGGGUUUUGGUGGCUAAAUUUUUGGAACACUCGAACUGUGCCCUCCCUCCGGAGGUGCGGCAUGUGGUGGGCACCUUCCGCCCGGGGGUCCCCUCUGAGGAGCCCCACGUGGAGGAGGCGGCGUUCAGUGCCGGCGUUCUGGACCAGGUGUGAACAGGCCACGGGUCCUGAUGGGGACACGGACGGGCCGGGGCCCGAGCGUCCUUGCUGGAGGCCACUGUGCUUGCGGGGAGAGGGGCCUGUGGCCCAGGAGUAUCUCGGGCUGGCCCAGGCGGGGAACUGCUGUCCCUCUCUUGAGAAGGAUCCGGUCCGUUGUUGUCUUGUGGAUGACACUUCCUACCGGUGCUGGUAACACAGAAGAAUGACUCUCGUGGCCACCGUGAGCUCUCUGGUUUUGUCAGGCAUGUAGCACCUAACCAGCGUUCUGGGACUGCAGUGACAGGUGACACCAGAGACACCAAGUAUCUUCAAAAUCAGGGCCGUCAAGAAGCAAGACUCUCCCCUCUGAUUCAGUUGAGUGUUUAGUGGAUAGAGGAGGGUAUCAAGUAAAAUGAGACCAUUUUCUUCUGUGGUUUGUAUCACUCCAUGUUCUACCCUUUCUCAUGUGCUGACUGGAAAGACAAUGGGUAAUUCUGGCACGGAUGGCAGCCCGGGCCCAGCUCUCCGCCUGCAGGAAGCAGGGCUAUCGUGCGUACGAAUCACAACAGGGGACCUCGGCGUGGCCUGGCCUGGCCGCCUCCGCCUCCAGAAAAGCAAGCUGGUGUGGCAGGGAGCUUUGCUCAGCACCCCCACCCCGCCCUGGUCACCUAGUCUCCUGGGCUUCCGCUCUGGGGUACCCUUCCCACUGUCUCUCCGGCUGUCUACCGUCUCCUCCUCUGCAGACACUUGUGGCGAGCCCCUUCGAGGGUUCUCCCUGCGUCUGUGCUCCCCAGGAUGGCCCGGAUGGGUGGAGGUCUGGGGGGAGGGGCCUGUAUCCCAGGAUCUGUGCACCUCCUCAGAAAGCAGAUCUCUGAUGACCCAGAACAUUCCCUUCCCAGCCAGGCAGCAGCCACAUCUGCAUGGGAAGAUGCAGGUUGUCAAUCAUUUCUUUCCACACAACACCCACUGAGCUGGGUACGUGGAAGCAGACAGGCCCAGCCUCUCUGCAGUGGCAGCUUGGGCAUUUUGCCUUUCUUGGGCCUCCCCUGCCCCCACUCCCUCCUGUGCCGGCAACAUUAACAUCAGCCACUUCCAGCAAUGGCCCUGGAGCAGCACUGUCCUUAAGAACUUUCCAUAGCCAUGGGAACGCCUGUCCCCGUGCCAUCCACAACAGUGGCCCCCAGCACCCGUGCCGUGCUCUUGCCUUGAACAAGCAGCCCAUAACCCACAGUUCUCAGCCGAGAGCCCAAGGGCCUGGCAUGGGGCGUGCAAGGGGAGGACUCGACGGUUGCCCACUGUUGCUUGGCGUCCAGACCUCUAGGGGCUGUGUGCUGCCCUUCCCUCUGCUCUGCACCCCACUGUAGCCAGCGUGCUGGGGACGUGUCUGUGUGGUUGGAAGCUGGGAAGGGGCUGGCGGGGCGGGGGGGUGGGGGUCUGCAGGCUGGACGCCUGGAGCCCCCAGGAACAGAGGUGCAGGGAGCCUGCAGUGAUGGUCAGCUUUGAACACUUUGCUUCAGUAGUGUUCUUGGUCAUUGCUUCCCUUGCCUCUGGGUGAGGUGAGAGAGCUGGACCCAUCAGGCCUUCUGAUGCCAACCGGAACUUUUCCACUGGAGAAUCCCAGAGAUGAAAUGAGCACUUUAUCCAGACUGCAAAAUGGGAAAUCGCUUCUCUCAUUUUUCUCAGCUGAGGGCUUUUGAAGUCCCCCCAAAGCAAAUCCCUUCACACGUACAGUUAAUUUGAUGGUUUUUCCAAGCCGCCUCCCCUAAGCCCAUCAGCACAGCAUUCAUGGCCUCUGAAUCCGGGCAUUUUCAGUGUGUCUGGGGUGGGAGCAGAGCAUAGCAAGCUGCGGGGGGGUUUUCGUGCCCCCCUGUGGGGGGGCCCACACUCAGGCUUGGGGGCGCACACAGCAGUGUCCCUGGGCUGAGCCCUGGGGCCAAGCCUGCACUCCCUGACCCAGCUGCAGUCUGAGUGAGGCCAGCCCCUUGCCUUCCCACUCGCACAUCUGGGGUGGAGCUCGGGCAUCAGUAUUUUAUCCUGCAGCCAGGGAAAGCAGCCGCUGGGAGCCUGCCCUGGAGCUCUGUGUCCUUUGCUCCUCCCCUUGCAGUGGGACAGUGUUUCUUCUGCCAUCCGGGGCUCCUGCAGCAGCCUGGGCCUCCACUUGGGUACAAGCGGGUGCUCAGCUGAAACCCAGAGUCCCGGAUGUUCUCAAGGGCUCUGCCCUUCACGCACCUUUCCACGCUCAGUUGUGCAUUUGCUCGCAGCAACUCUAGCUUGCAGUUGAGAAGACUAUAUCCAAUUUUAUACCACUGAACUAGAACCUUCUGCCCAUCUGCUUGGGGCCCCAGGUGGCCCACAUGGGCUCUAGCAGGGCCCAGGGGCCCGGCUUGCGGGGAGGUCCCAGUAAGAGAGAAGUGCCAGUUAGAGCCACUAGGAACAAGCCAGGGACCCAACUGGCCAGUUUUAGAGACCCUGCUCUGCUCAGCAGCAUCCGGGGGCCAGGAGCCCAGCAGCAAGCACCCCAACCCCAAACCAUGGGGGCGCGUGGCGGGGGGGGAAGCUGCUUCCCCUUGCUGGUGCACCGUCUCCCAUCUCUCCUCCUAAUACAGCAUCAGCGGACCGGGCAGAGCCUUGCUGUUCCGGGAAGCUAAGGCCCGGGGCCCCCACCUGCAGGGACCCCCCCCACCUGCACAAGCCUGGGUCCUGGGCACUCUCCCUGCCUUUUCCCCACAACCCAGGUGGGUUCAGCUCAGCAUGGGGGCCAGAGCCUGUCCAGACACUGCCAUUUGCCUUGGGGGCCGAAAUGACGCUGAGGUGGGUGAGUUCUGGACCCCAUCUCUAUGGCAAAUAAGCUCAUCCUUCACAAGGACCUGAGGUCUCCUUCAGCCCAUGACAGCAAUGCAGACUGAAUGCUUGUAACAAACUGUGUAACAGAAAGCUGCUUUCAAGUGGAUGUGUUCCCACCCCCGCCCCUCAGCUGUAUUGAUUCACAGAUGCUGCUAUUAGGCAGAAUUUAUAGGAAAUUGUUUUCAAGCCACAGGAGACUGGUUUGUACAACUUGAAGGUUGUAUUUAUUUAAUGUACCUCAAGGUGUUUUCAUAAUGAUCCGUGUUUUAAUAAAAACUAUUUCUGUCCUCUG